AUGCUCGGGAUCGUAUUUGACGUCCGUGGGAGCGAGCCUAGUCAACACGCAGGCGGAUCUGGACAAGCGCUAACUCGCACGCGACCGGGGCGGGGCGUGUGUAAUAAAAGCGUGGAGAUGCUUCUGGUGGGCAACUCGCCGAUCGAGGAUGCGACCCGCGUUGCUGGCAUUCUCUCGGAUGUCGCCCCAAAUGUGAAGAGUAUUGAUUCCUGGAACGAGAUCACGUUCAGGCUUUCCGACGAGGCGUAUCAGAUGCGGGCGAAGUGGAAGACUGUUCAGGAAUGGAUCGGCACAUUCGCUAGUAUCAGAGAGGAAGAACGUUCAUGGAAGUCCGUAGAUGAAUCUUCGCAGCCCGUCGUCUGA
Coniophora puteana RWD-64-598 SS2 is the source of this 363-nucleotide messenger RNA. RefSeq lists its product as uncharacterized. The transcript has a single exon. The record is from RefSeq and is a predicted model, not a curated record. Lineage: Eukaryota; Fungi; Basidiomycota; Agaricomycetes; Boletales; Coniophoraceae. The coding region runs from base 1 to 363 and encodes 120 amino acids.